Messenger RNA from Bursaphelenchus xylophilus (pine wood nematode), 4191 nucleotides. The record is from the annotation of a GenBank genome assembly. Lineage: Eukaryota; Metazoa; Nematoda; Chromadorea; Rhabditida; Aphelenchoididae.
AUGAAGCUCAUCUAUGACGUCAUUCUUUCACUAAUAAUCUACAAUUCACUUGCCGAGCAAGCCGCACAGACAGACGAUCGAAGAAUGAUAGAUGACGGCAAGAAGACUAUACUGCCGGUAUCAGACGAACAUGCCAUGACAAUGUACCAGAAAUGGGCCGACUCUGCGUUGAGCUCAUUCUUUUCGGCGUUCGCGCAUAGAAAGUAAGAACGUCCUGAUUUGGGGGACCUGAUCCAGUGGCAAAAAACGUACCCUUUGCAUCCGGGAGGUAUCAAAAAAUGUGGCAAAAUACCUCCAUCCAAGUGAAAGAACUUAGAUUUCAGAAGUCUGUCCGCUCUUUUUAUGAGGAAAAAGGGCUCGCCCUUCAAAUCGGGGAUUUUUCACUUGGAGAGGGAAGGAUUUCGCCGCAUUUUUGAGACUUUCCGGAUGCAAAAUGAGACGUUUUUUGCCAUUGGAUCAGGUCCCCCACUGUAAACUGCUGUUUUGCAUAUAUGUCCACUAUUUUUACACUUGAUAUUUUAGGCUACGAAGGAAACGAAGAUCGACAUUGGAGCGAUUUGCAGAUUGCAACCUACAAGCCAAGGAUAUUAUAUUCCAAGCGAAAUGUGUUACUCGACUUUUGCGUAACGGGUUUGAUAAAGCAAAGUAUAGAGUAAGCUUGCAAUUUUCUAGAUCCUGCAUGUCUGCAAUUUGUAACAUGCAGUUUUGAAACGACUGCGGUUAUCUUCAAAGUAAUCGUUUUCGUUUUAUUUUGACCACUUGUCACGGUAUCGAUACAAGACGAAGGAUCAUCAAGAAUAUCGUGCGAAACGUUCGAUACGAAGACGAACGGUGGAUGGGUAUCGGAUAAGGGACGCGAAAGAAAAGAUAACGCCGCUUGGAAGUGUGGCCAAAGUCCUGAUGGAUGCAGUGUUGAGGUCGAAGAAUAAAACGAAAAGCGAAAAGUAAGAUAGUGAAAAAUGCGCAGGGCAUGCAGAUCAUUGGUUUUUACAACUGACAAAGGAGGGUGUUAGAAGCGGAUUAGAAAUUCUGAAAGCUACAGUGGGGGACCUGAUCUAGUGGCAAAAAACGGACCAUUUUGCAUCCAGGAAGCAUCAAAAAAUGUGGCAAAAUCCUUCCCUCUCCAAGUGAAAAAACUGUGAUUUCAGCCGCUCUUUUUGUGAGGGAAAGGGCGCCUUUUCACUUGGAGAAGUUUUUUCUCUUGGAGAGGAAGCAUUUUGCCACACUUUGGAUACCUCCCGGAUGCAAAAUGAUACGCUUUUUGCUACUGGAUCGAGUCCGUCACUGUACUGUUUGCUUUACAAAAUCUGUUUUACAAGGAAUGGAAGUCUUAAAAAAUUUUUUGUAACCAGCACUUACCUUAAAGUGGCGGACCUGAUCCAGUGGCAAAAAACGUGCCAUUUUGCAUCCGGGAAGUAUCAAAAACGCAGCAAAAUACCUCCUCCUCCAAGUGAAAAAACUCCGAUUUCAAAAGCGCGCCCUUCAAAGUUUUUGCCACUAGAUGUGGUCCGUCACUGUAUAUGUAUAAUUUUCAGUUGGGAAGUCACCGUCUCGCGGUUAAAAAAAGUUGCAUCCGAAAGGGAGCAACGGAAGGCUCGAAAAGAGCUGGAAAAUGACAGUGAGGAGAAAAUGGCUCAAAUGAGCUCCUUUGCAUUUCAACGGAGUACGAAGAAUGAAGACGAAAAAGCUGAGGUAACUCUCCAUAGACAAUAUGAUGCAAGAAAAUCCAUUGUUUUAGUUAGACAAGGCUUUCAAAGAUCCAAAGCAAAUGGACAAAUUGAUUGAAAAGAAGUUGAAGUCGACAAAAAUGAAACCCGAAGGGAGGCUGAUGCAGUUCGUAAAGGACGCGCUGAAGCUGGCAUAUUCCUUGUCCGGGAAGAAUACGACCAACUUUGAGAAGAAGGAUAUGAAGUUUGUUUCGCCGCGGUUUUUCGGUGUUGUAAAGGAAAACAAAAAGGAGGAUGAGGUAAGAGAGGCUGCCACACUUUGUACUCAAAGAAAGUACGGUGGCGGACCAGAUCCAUUGGCAAAAAACGUACCGUUUUGGAUCCGGGAAGUACAAAAAGUGUAGCAAAAUGCCUCCUUUUCCAAUUGAAAAAAACUCUUUUGAAACUCCAUUUUGGAAAGCGAGGUAUUUCUCUUUUUGUGAGGGAAAGGGCGCGCCCUUCAAAACGGAGGUUUUUCAUUUGGAGAGGAAGCAUUUUGCCACAUUUUUGAUGCUUCCGGAAUACAAAAUGGUACGUUUUUGCCACUGGAUCCGGUCUCUCGCUGUAUCAUGAAGAUGUGGCAUUUCAUUCCAUGCUGAUGCUGAUUAGCCGUGCAGUUCUAGAGGAUAUUUUUUUCGAUGGAACACAUACAAUGGCGGACCUGAUCCAAUGGCAAAAAACGUAUUAUUUUGCAUCCGGGAGGUAUCAAAAAAUGUAGCAAAAUACCUCCCUCUCCAAGUGGAAAAAAUUCCUUUUAAACUCCAUUUCAAAUAUCUUUUUGUGAGGGAAAGGGCGCGCUCUUCAAAACGGAGUUUUUUACUGGGAGAGGAAGGUAUUUUUCCACAUUUUUUAAAUACUUCCCGUAUGCAGAAUGGUAUGUUUUUUGCCACUGGAUCAGGUCACUGUAAAAGGGAGAAAAUUGGCACGAGUUGUAAAGCAUUUACAUUUUUAGAUCGACUUUCUCAGCCCAUCAUUGUUUUCGCUUCAUGAUGAAGGCGAAGGAAUUGAAAAUCUGACCAGUAUUCCGCAACUAAUGCGCGGAUUCGAAGUGAAAGACCAGCAAAUGUGGCUGGAUUUUAUUUUGGAAGCCGCUGGAGUCACGGAUCGCACAAAUGACUUGGAAAAUGUGAGCCGUUUUAAACUUAAAAGUGUUUGCAUAAGCUUGAUUUCAAAAUGCGUUGAAAAUGAGGUCGUCUUUUACAGCACAUCGAGGAUGAUGACAACAUAGUCCUUGGGAAUCUUGCCAAUCAAACUGAUAUAAGUAAAUUCCGAAGAGAAGAUGGACAUCCAUUGUAUUUUACCAAGGAUAAUUUAACGGAUCUUGGCGGAACGGAGUAUGAAAAGCAGAAAGUGGAGUAUUAUCAGGAGUUUCUCAAGACCAUGAGCAAAAAGCAGGUGGGGUUUUGCAUCAAAAUAGCUUUAUUCAAUCAAAUUUUUUUAAUGUUAUACAGUGACGGAUCCAGUAGAAAAAAACGUGCCAUUUUGCAUCUGGGAAGCAUCAAAAAUGUGGCAAAAUGCUUCCCUGUCCAAGUGAAAAAAACGUCGUUUUGAAGGGCGCGCCCUUUCCCUCACAAAAAGAAUUUUGAAAUUGGAGUUUUUUUCACUUGGAGAGGGAUGCAUUUUGCCACAUUUUGAUACUUCCCGGAUGCAAAAUGGCACGUUUUUUGCCACUGGAUCAGGUCCCCCACUGUACUUUUUGAUGACUAAGAUAUCAUUUUAAAAAAGCAUUAUCGGUUUUCAGAUUGCGGAAAUGAACACUACAGGCUAUUCGGUAAUGCGUAAGGACCAAAUUGACGCAAUCUAUGGAAGCGCCUCUCCCUACAACAACUCGGACACCCACAAAUUUCUCUCCAACUUCACCACCAAAGAGAUUCAUCAGCAAAUUCCCAAAGAUAUUGCAAAAAUCGCAGAAAUGGAGAGUUUCAAACUACGAAAAAAGGACGUUACUUUGUCCCCUCUUGUUCUAGUGCCAUUGGUAUUGGCGCCCGAUCUGGCAUCUCAGCCGAUCGUGCUUUCCCCGCUUCUCUUUACGCCCGUGAUUUUAUCGCCGGCCUUGUUGGGCCCGGUCAUCCUUUCGCCGUGGAUGUUUGUGCCUGUUAUUGUCUCUCCUCGUGUCCUCUCACCGCUGAUCGUCUCACCGUUUGUCCUCUCACCCGUAGUCUUAUCUCCUUUAGUUCUGCAUCCGGUUAUUUUGUCGCCCGGGGUCUUGGAUGUUGCCGUCUUAACCCCGUUUGUGCUAUCACCUCUAAUUCUGUCACCGCUAGUUUUUGUCCCCGUAAUCUUGUCCCCACUAGUGUUGUCCCCGUUGAUUUUAUCGCCAGCUGUAGGUUCUCCUCUUGUGCUGAGUCCGUUUGUAUUAUCGCCGAUUAUUUUGAGUCCUCAGGGAGUUUCGGCGCUGUUCCUGAGUCCAUACGCGCUUUCGCCGAUCAUUGCAAGCGAGUUGAUCCUAUUUGCAGCCGUCUUGUCACCGAGCUGGUUGAGCUAA